AUGAUCAUAGAUCAACAAACAUCAAUUUCCUGUCCAUAUAGAACAACUUUACAUAUUUUUGAUGCAUAUUACAGUCAAGUACUUGACAAAAAUUCACAGUGCUCGAAUUCACCUGAGCAUAUUGAAAGAAAUCUAAAGUAUUUAGAUAGACCAACAACAAAGUUCAGUUUGAUAACUGAAUGCUAUGCUAAAUCAGUUGGACAGAUUGUAAAACGGUUAUGUGAUGGUACAAAUAGAUGUGAUUUAAUUCAUCAAUUAAAACAGAAGAACAUUACAAAUUGUCCAUACCCAUCGGUUUUACAAGUAAAUUAUACAUGCUUCCCAGUCUAUUCUAAACAAGAGGUUAUUUGUGCAGAUUCUUAUGUUGAAUUAUCCUGUAAAGCGUUUUCUAUGGACAUGGGAUUAAUAGUAUUAGAAGCUGUACUUAACCAUAAUCUUUCAAUACAAUUAACUUCAUCUUCCGAAACAAGUUUGCAAAGAUGUUUAAAAUCAAAUGCAAAUGAAAUUUCAUGUCCUUCAAUUAACUCUAUUUCAAUUAUUUCAAAUAAAUGUAAUGGAUAUUUAACAUGUACUGUUAGUCCAAAUCUAGUACUUGAAUCAUUACAUCUAAUUAAUUCAAGAAAGUCUACUCUUGUUAAACAAAUGUCAUGUACAAAAUCUUACCUAUAUUUAAGAUAUACAUGUGUGCAUAAUUUAUUGUUGGAAAAUACUCUUCGUUCAGAGGAUUCAAAGAAUUCAAUUAAACUUAGAGAAAAACAUACUUUUAAACCAAGGAAGAGACUAAACAAGUCAAGUGGGAAUGGAAGGAUUAAUCAUAAAAUGAAUGAUGUCAAUGUUAUAUUAUUUAAUGAUAAUUUAAGUCUUUACUCUGGUCAAAUAGAUGCAUCAACUUCACAACCGAAUUCUGUGGAACCCAAACCAAGAAGUGCAAAUAUUGCAAUCAAUGAUGAAAUAUUAACUGUACUUAACGAAUUAUCUGUUUCUCCAAAGACAAAACCAACUCAUAUUUAUCUUUCUGCUUUGUUACCUUCAGUACUGUGUAUAAUGGUUAGUUGUAUAUUUGCAAUAGCUAUAUUAUGUCAUAGAAAGCAAUUAUUCAAGAAAAAGCUUAAGUCUAACUACAUUUCUAGAAUAUUGCAUAAUCCAACCUAUUGUGAUCAGCAUUCCACGUAUAAUGUUACAAUUGAUGAUAACAAUCAUGAAACCGUUUGUCAAUCAGAUUUGCAAACAAAUCAUUCAUAUUUGAGUAAAUCUGUCAAGAAUUGUAUAUCUGAAUGGGAGAGUGGAAAAAAUUACACUCCUUAUUUACAAUCAUUACAACAAGUAAAUUGUUCAAGUCGUCAUUCGACUCAAUACUGUCCUAAUUGUAACAAUGAACAAAAAGAUCUAUCACAUUUAUUUCACUAUCAAAAUAUUUCAUAUGGUGAUAAUGAUAUUAUUAGUAAUAAUAAUAUUAUAAAUCAGUCAGUUAAAGCUAGUCCGAAUUCAAGUGGUCAGAUGCCUAGUACAGAGAACUCAUUUCCAUUGACUAGUUCUGAAAUGAUAAAUAAAACAGAAAAUUUGUCCCCAUCAUCAGUAAAAUGUUUAUCACAUGGAUUUGUCAACAAUUCAAUGAUGCAUUAUAAUCAGUGUUAUUCAUCUCAAUUUAACAAUACUACUGGUUUGACUUAUGGUAAUUUUACAAAUUGUUCCAAUAAUAUUAAUAAUAAUAAUAAUAAUAAUAAUAAUAAUAACAAUAAUAAUACUACUACUAAUAAUAAUAAUAGCAAACAAAUCAAUCAACAAACCAAUAAUCUUAAAUCAAACGAACAUGAGAACGAUACUAAACUAAAACAACUUCAUCCUCUAAAUGAUAGUUUAGUAAGUAAUACAAAAUUGUAUUGUUAUCAAGACGAUGAACUGAUUCCUAAUAUUCAUGCAAAGUUAUAUGAUGUUAAUAUUCAUGAAAAAGAAAAGAUCACUUCCGGUUCACAGGAGGAACCUGUGAUUAUGAAUAAAAGAGAUUUAUCGAUAAAUUUAUCAGAACAAAUAAAUUGUAAAAUUAAGCGUCGAUUAGCACCACCGUUAUUUAGUUCUGGAGAUGAUUUAUUCCCAAAUUUUAUGAUGAAUACAAAAUCACCAGCUCACUUGAAAUACGGUAUAAUACCUGUGGUUCGAUAUCCUUACGAUUCGGAUGAUCAGUUAGAAGAUUCAGAUUCUGAUGUAUCAAAGUAUCCCCAAGCUAAAGAUUCGUUGAAUUUUUUGAGAAAUUACGAAAAUAAACCUGACAUAUGUUUAACUGUAAACAAUGAUAAUUUAAACCAAAACUAUUCAAUUUCUACUUCACCAACAUUUAAUAUGUUAAAUCCUAAUAGGAGUCAAUUAUCUCGUACUGCAUCGGAUCAUAAAGUUCAAAAUCCAGUUAGCCCUUCCUUGAUCAGAAGUGUAACUUCACAAAUAACUAAUAAUUCAGCUAAUUCAUUUAUAAAAAUAUCCGAACCAUUUACUAAAAAUAUUUGUACAAUACAACCAAUAAAUGUUUUAAGUAAUAAACAUAAUUCAGAGAAUCACAUAGAAUCUUCACCGAUAAAUAUUAAAAACCGAUGUUUUAUUUAUGAUUCAAACAAAUUACCUACAGUUAGUGAUAAUGAUGAUCUUUCUAACAAUAUGUCCCAUUCCCUACAACCAUAAAUUAUUGGAAACUUUGAAUACAUCCUUGAAAAUAUAUACACA
This is a messenger RNA of Schistosoma margrebowiei, 2712 nucleotides long. NCBI's taxonomy places the organism in Eukaryota, Metazoa, Platyhelminthes, Trematoda, Strigeidida, Schistosomatidae. The record is from the annotation of a GenBank genome assembly.